Molecule: messenger RNA, 413 nt
Organism: Triticum aestivum (bread wheat)
Lineage: Eukaryota; Viridiplantae; Streptophyta; Magnoliopsida; Poales; Poaceae
Product: factor of DNA methylation 3-like
Exons: 2
Coding region: 3-386 (127 amino acids)
Biological process (GO): gene silencing by siRNA-directed DNA methylation
Source: RefSeq, a predicted model, not a curated record
AGAUGGAGGCUAUUCAUGCCAAGCUAAUUCAACUUGAGAGGCAACUGGAGCAAAGGGAUAAAGCCCUAGUGCUCAUCGCACGGCAGCUGAACAUGAAACUACAAGCAGGGGAGAUGCUCGCAGAGGAAGACCAUCAACGUCUUUAUGCAGUAAUGACGUAUGUGAGAAAUAUUCUGGAUGAGGAAGGGAAAAGGCUGAAAGUUCCAUUGCUAGACCUCUUGAAAAGAGAGCAGGCCAACAGCAAAGAGCUCCAAGAGAAUCACCAAGAGUUGAUUCAGGGUUUUGAGGACAUGCCGAUUAGUGGGGGCACCGUUGUUGGAAUCAAAAGGAUGGGCCAACUUGAUGAAAAUCCUUUUCGCAUGCAAUUUGAAAUACAGGGACAAUGAUCCAGAGGACAAAGCUGCAAGGUUGGU